UUCUGCGCACUUUUGACUGCGGAGAUUGUAAAAUUUUAAGGGGGAUUUUCCCCCUCAAACUUUUUUUUUCUCCGCUGUACUAGUAAAAAACACUGAUUCUCAAAAACCAUAAUGUAUGUUCUGCGCACUUUUGACUGCGGAGAUUUUUAAAAUUUAAGAUAUAGUUUCCGCCUUUAACCAAUUAUUUUUUCCCCUGUUACACAUAAAGUUUAAACAGUGUAUACACACUUCAACACUAUUUAUUUCCCUUGUAAGUUAAACAUUCAGGUUACACAAUAAUUUCAUUUUUUUUUUUUUAAUAAAUUAUAGAUAAAAGUCGUUUUAUUGAAUUCAUUUCAGUUCAGACAGUUCAGUUAAUAUUCAACCAUCGUUCAAUCAGGUUCUGUUAGUUUUAAUCAAGUUUAAUUCAUUUAAGUUUUUUUAUUUUUUUUUUUAUAAAAAAUGAAUUUUCAACAAAUUAACAACAGUUUUUGUUCACUUGUUUCGUUAGUACGAAACAAUGCAUAUCCUACAUAUCCAGAAUUCACUACAUUUAUAUCAAGAUUGAAAACAUUCAAUUUAUUUCCGUUGACUUCAUCUCAAGAUAAAUACUCAUUAGCUGAAAGCGGUUUUAUAUAUUCAGGGAAAAAAGAUAUUGUUGAAUGUUUUUGCUGCGGUAUUAUAUUGCAUCGUUGGGAAAAAGAAGAUAAUCCAUGGAUUGAACAUUCAAGAUGGAAUCCGAAAUGUGUUUUUGUAUUAUUAUCAAAAGGAAAUCAGUUUGUUGAAAAUGUAGUAAAAAAAUAUGGUUCUAUCGAAUUAGGUAGAAAAAAUUGGAAUCAUACCAAAAAACGUUUGAUACAGCUUAUACGUUAAUUAAGUCUGACGUAAAUGGGUUACCAUCAUCUUGUCAACGAAACGAAUUUACAAAUCAAUAUAUUCAAAAUUAUGAUUUCAGCUACAGCAAUAUACAAAGUGAAGAUUGUUCAUUUAUGUACGAGUUAUUACAAUUUCAUUUUAAUUCAUUGUCGAACAUGAUAUUACAAGAUUUAGUGAUGUAAUAUAAAAAAAGUUUCUUAAUUUAUUUUAAUUUAUCGUUCUUGUAAAAAAA
This is a messenger RNA of Aphis gossypii (cotton aphid), 1087 nucleotides long. RefSeq names its product death-associated inhibitor of apoptosis 1-like. Gene Ontology annotation, biological process: positive regulation of protein ubiquitination; negative regulation of apoptotic process; regulation of cell cycle. The record is from RefSeq and is a predicted model, not a curated record. Lineage: Eukaryota; Metazoa; Arthropoda; Insecta; Hemiptera; Aphididae. The transcript is spliced from 3 exons. Gene Ontology annotation, cellular component: cytoplasm; spindle microtubule; nucleus. Bases 442 to 852 code for a protein of 136 amino acids. Gene Ontology annotation, molecular function: cysteine-type endopeptidase inhibitor activity involved in apoptotic process; ubiquitin protein ligase activity.